This is a messenger RNA of Drosophila pseudoobscura, 751 nucleotides long. Its product is annotated as glutathione S-transferase D2-like. Gene Ontology annotation, biological process: glutathione metabolic process. Lineage: Eukaryota; Metazoa; Arthropoda; Insecta; Diptera; Drosophilidae. The transcript has a single exon. Bases 61 to 720 code for a protein of 219 amino acids. The record is from RefSeq and is a predicted model, not a curated record. Gene Ontology annotation, molecular function: glutathione transferase activity.
CAAGUCAGUAUACUUUUUCCACUACAGCGAGCAACACAGCUAACAAUCGCAUUUCUCAACAUGGAUUUCUAUUAUUUGCCCGGUGGAAGUGGUUGCCGUACUGUCAUCAUGACGGCCAAGGCUCUGGGAGUGGAGUUGAACAAGAAGCUCUUGAACACCAUGGCGGGAGAGCAACUGACUCCCGAAUUCAUUAAGAUCAACCCCCAGCACACCAUUCCCACUCUGGUGGACAACGGAUUCGCCAUUUGGGAGUCGCGUGUCAUCGCCACCUACCUGGUGGAGAAGUACGGAAAGGAUGACUCCCUCUACCCCAAGGACCCCCAAAAACGUGCUGUAGUGAACCAGCGUCUCUAUUUCGAUUUGAGCAGCCUGUAUGAUGCCUUUGCCCAGUACUACUAUCCAAUUUUCCGCACUGGAAAGCCCGGCGACGCUGAGGCAUGGAAGAAGGUAGAAACCUCCUUUGAAUUCCUCAACACCUUCCUGGAGGGACAGACUUACGUGGCUGGCAGCCAGCUAACCGUGGCUGACAUUGCCAUCCUGUCGACUGUCUCCACAUUCGAUAUAGCUGAAUUCGAUUUGAAGAAGUACCCGAAUGUGGCCAAGUGGUACGCAAAUGCCCAGAAGGUGACUCCCGGCUGGGAGGAGAACUGGGAGGGUCUCCAGCAGCUGAAGAAGAUAAUCGAGGACAUGACGGCCAAGGCAAAGGAAACCUCAAAUUAAUUCUAUGAUAAUUAUAUUAUAUAUUUUAUUA